GCGCCCGGGCAGGUCCAAGGAGACAGAAGCAAAGAUGGACUGGGGAUCACUGCAUGCCGUGUUGGGAGGUGUGAAUAAACACUCCACCAGUAUCGGAAAGAUCUGGCUCACUGUCCUGUUCAUUUUUCGUAUCAUGAUCCUUGUAGUAGCUGCUGAGAAGGUCUGGGGCGAUGAACAGCAAGAUUUUAUCUGCAAUACUCUGCAGCCUGGAUGCAAAAAUGUUUGCUAUGACCACUUUUUCCCCAUCUCCCACAUCAGACUCUGGGCCCUUCAACUGAUCUUUGUCUCGACGCCUGCACUUUUGGUGGCGAUGCAUGUUGCCUACAGACGCCAUGAGAAGAAGAAGCAGUUAAGAAAUGGGGAGAAGUUUGAUAUUGAAGAGCUGAAAAGAACAAGAUUUCAUAUUAAGGGGCCCUUGUGGUGGACAUACACUAGCAGCAUCUUCUUCAGAGUCCUCUUUGAAGCCAUCUUCAUGUAUGCAUUUUACUUUAUGUAUGAUGGGUACCAAAUGCCACGCUUACUGAAAUGUAGUGCUUGGCCCUGUCCAAACACAGUGGAUUGCUUUGUCUCUCGACCCACUGAGAAAACCAUGUUUACUAUUUUCAUGCUUGUUGUGUCUGCUGUUUGCAUGCUGCUGAAUGUGACGGAAUUGUGUUACCUGGUGGUAAAAGUUUGUGUGAAAGAGCCUAGGAAAACAGCAGCUUUAAAAUAAUUCCCCGGACAUCAGAAUUCCCCCUUUUUCCAACUUUAGGUGAGCUGUCAGAAAACAAUGACUAAUAUUUCCAGGCUCAAUGAAAAAAGAAAACCCAAUGUGUAAUUUGGUUGCAAAAGCUGUCAGCCCUCACAUUAAACUGUCACUGCUGCUAUUCUUAAAAUUCAUUUGUGUGCUGAGUUCUCCCUUAUCCAUGAAGUAAGAGCCUGACCCUGGCAGCAGGAGUUUUUCCAAGGCUUGCUGCUGUUCUGACAGUAGCCUAAAGAAGACAGUGGAAUGUAAGUGCUUUGCAAGUGACAGGCUUAUCAGCAUCUUGCUUUGGGAAGGGUUUUUGGGGCCAAGGGAGAUCAAUGCACUCCUAGCACGCUGACAUCUGUAAUGAAGAAACUAGUGUUAAGGAUAGAGGGUUGAGUUUGAUAGUUUUAGGAAUUCUCCUUGCUGUACUGGGGAUGGAAGAAGGUGGCGGAGGGGCAGUUGAAUUCAUAGAAAGGUACUUGUUUCUCCCUCUUAGCAGUCCUUGUAGUCAUGGUUGGUGACUAAUGGGUCUGCCACUCCAUGUUUGGGGAAAGGGGAGGACAGGGAUAGCCAGGGGCAGGGAGCAGAGGUGCACACAGUUGCAAGGCUCAAACCUUACUAGGAAUCUCUGGAUACACAUUGACUUUUAAGCAGGUUUUCCCUGCACUACAGAACUGCCUUGACAUGGAAUGGGGUUGCUAGGUUCAGCCAGUGGUGAAGCAAGAUAUGGCAGGUUCUACAAGGAAGUAGAUAAAGUAAUGGAGGGCCAGACCAUUGAGUUGUAUCCUCUGACAUCUCUAAACCAAUGCUGGUUGAUGCCAGGGAGGGGUAUGGAUUACACUAGACAUGCAUGUACAUACAGUCUACCUCUAAAGCAUUUACUGCAUGCCCCUGUCAGAGGUGCGAUACUGGACUAGAUGGACCAUUGGUCUGACCUAGUGUGGCACUUCUUCAUGGCUGAACUUCUCCAAAUGCACUUUGGUGUUGUGGUGGGCAUUACCUGAAAGAAAUGAGAAGGUGAACUUCAUCUUUCCAUGUAAUAACCUAGAGAAAACACAAGGAGGCAAUGCUCAAAAGAGUUUUCUUUGUCCAGACUUGGCAGAUUUUUCCAUGCAGGUGGGAAGCUGGAUGGCACUGAUAAUGGGAGCUUCUGUUAGGUGAUUUCUGGCAUUUGAUAAAGACAUUUUUACCAAAUGAUGGGACUGCCUUUGAGUGCUGUUUUAGUGAUGUGUAUUGACUAAAGAACAAGCAAAGUUGUUGCUGUAUCUCAUUACAUGUUGUAUGGCCCAGGACAACUACUUUAGCACUUCAUGCAUGAAAUACAGCAGGAUGUACACUCCCUGUCUGCUGGUGUAGCUCCUUUCUUUUUAUGCAUCUCACAUAAAUCUUCACCAUAAAACCUCUUCCACUAAUUCCUAAAGGGAUGACAGCAUUUUCUUUCAAUUCACAAUGUUGGCAGCAAGCAUUACAUAAAACCAUAGCACUGAACCUAUCUCAGUGAAAAAUGUGUAUGCAGAGGAAACCUGGUAUUUCCCUAAAAUUCCUUAUUAGGAUGUAAAUUGUCUGUAACUAGGUAGAGGCACAGCCUUCUAUUUUUAUCUUUCCAUCUGAGUAAGCCUUCAAGUUUCUUCAUGUUUUCUUUAGGCAUUACCCCAUUUGCAUGUAGCAGUGCAAUUUUAACACAUCUUCUCAGUGCUUACCCAGCAAAGCUAACUCUGAUGGCCAGUUACUUGUUGUUGUUGGCCACAGCAACUUGGAGUUCCAUGACAAGGUGGAAAGUAUCUAGGGUUUUGUCUUUACGUCCAUUGU
Gavialis gangeticus (Gharial) is the source of this 2536-nucleotide messenger RNA. RefSeq names its product gap junction protein beta 2 (gene GJB2). Gene Ontology annotation, biological process: cell communication. The transcript is spliced from 2 exons. The coding region runs from base 35 to 712 and encodes 225 amino acids. NCBI's taxonomy places the organism in Eukaryota, Metazoa, Chordata, Crocodylia, Gavialidae. The record is from RefSeq and is a predicted model, not a curated record. Gene Ontology annotation, cellular component: connexin complex.